Messenger RNA from Astyanax mexicanus (Mexican tetra), 2982 nucleotides. RefSeq names its product suppressor of fused homolog (Drosophila) (gene sufu). Gene Ontology annotation, cellular component: nucleus; cytoplasm. The record is from RefSeq and is a predicted model, not a curated record. Lineage: Eukaryota; Metazoa; Chordata; Actinopteri; Characiformes; Acestrorhamphidae. Gene Ontology annotation, molecular function: transcription factor binding. The transcript is spliced from 13 exons. Bases 224 to 1675 code for a protein of 483 amino acids.
UCAAAGUACGAGGCUCCGCCCCCGCCGACUCCUGAAACCCUGAGGGAAACGGACCGAGUGGGUUUUAAAAGACAAUAACGGGUGAGAAAAAACUACUAAAUUAGAUAUUUCGAAUGAGAACACAUUAAUUCGGGUUUUAAUAUUACUCCGGAGAAAGCUUCAAAGUUUCCCCAGUUCUGUGAAGACAGGCGCAUUUGUGACACUGCGAGAGUCGAGAUUAAGGAUGGAUGAAAUGCGGCCUAGCAGCGGCGCGCACCUCGGCCUCGCGUCGAUCUUUCCCCCAGGGCUGCAGGCCAUCUACGGGGAGUGCAGGCGCCACUACCCCGACCAACCAAACCCGCUGCAGGUCACCGCCAUCGUAAAAUACUGGUUAGGGGGGCCAGAUCCCCUGGACUACAUUAGCAUGUACAGAAACAUGGGAUGCCCUGCCUUGGACGUACAGGAACAUUGGCACUACGUUAGCCUUGGCCUGAGUGAUCUGUAUGGAGACAACAGAGUUCACGAAUUCACUGGUCAGGAAGGGCCAAGUGGUUUUGGUUUUGAACUAACAUUUCGUCUGAAGAGAGAGGCUGGGGAGACUGCACCCCCCACCUGGCCUGCUGAACUUAUGCAGGGUUUAUCCCGAUACGUCUUCCAAUCAGAAAACACAUUCUGCAGUGGUGAUCACAUCUCAUGGCACUGCCCACUAGACAACAGUGAAUCUCGAAUCCAGCACAUGCUGCUCACAGAGGACCCUCAAAUGCAACCAGUACAAACCCCUUUUGGAAUUGUCAGUUUCCUUCAGAUUGUGGGGGUGUGCACAGAGGAGCUGCAAGCAGCACAGCAGUGGAAUGGUCAAGGCAUUCUGGACCUGCUGCGUGGAGUGCAUGUUGCUGGAGGUCCAUGGUUAAUCACUGACAUGAGAAGAGGGGAGACCAUAUUUGACAUUGAUCCUCACUUGCAACAGGAGAGGGUGGAUAAGGGCAUAGAGACAGACGGCUCUAACUUGAGUGGCGUCAGUGCCAAGUGUGCCUGGGAUGACCUGAGUCGACCUCCUGAGGAUGAGGAUGACAGCCGAAGCAUCUGUAUCGGAUCACAGCCUCGCAGAUUGUCUGACAAAGACACUGAACAGAUCAGAGAAGCCCUGAGGAAGGGAUUGGAGAUUAAUAGCAAGUCUGUCUUACCCCCCAUUAACAGUCAGAGACACAAUCAAGACCGGCCACUACAAUCAGUUGGACAUUUGCAGAGCAAGCAGAACUCAAGAAGCCGUAAGGACAGUCUGGAGAGUGAGAGCUCUGCUGCUAUUGUUCCUCAUGAGCUGGUGAGAACGCGACAGCUGGAGAGUGUGCACCUUAAGUUCAACCAGGAGUCUGGAACUCUGCUCCCACUGUGCCUUAGAGGACGUCUGCUCCAUGGAAGGCACUUCACAUAUAAAAGUAUCAAUGGUGACACAGCUAUUACUUUUGUAUCCACUGGAGUGGAAGGUGCCUUUGCCACAGAGGAACAUCCAUAUGCUGCACAUGGACCAUGGCUACAGAUUCUAUUUACUGAAGAGUUUGUUGAGCAGAUGCUUGCUGACAUUCAGGAUCUGAGCAUGCAUGAAGAGUCAAAGCUACCAAAGGAGUACAGCUGGCCUGAUAAAAAGCUGAAGAUCUCGGUCCUACCUGAUACAGUGUUUGACAGCCCACUGCAAUAAAACAGAGACUUUGUGACUACCCCCACACCUCUAAAGAAAAGAACUGAGCCACAGGGCUCCAGUGAGACUCAUGCCUACACAGUUGGAGGACAAGGACACGUAGACACUACACUACUUCACUUCUUCUCAAACACCUAUUGGCACAAGAUACUGAAUAUGCCGCCUUCUCCAGGCAUUGAGUGCAGUAUACCACUUGACAUUUGAUCAAUGGACAGGCCAUAACCUUCUCAUUUUCAUAGAUAUGCUCAUAUAUAUGGUGCCUAGAGCCUCCAUAGAUGCUUUCACUUACAAAAGGAUUAGAUUGAAAAAAAAAACAAAAGGACCUAAAUCGUAUCUUUUUAAGUGCUACAUAUACACUACAUUGAUAUCAAUGAAAUACUCCUCUAUUGAUUAUUUCAGAGUGCUGAACAGGAAAGUAUUAUAUAAAAGAGAAACGAAGUCAUAUAUAUUUACAUGGUUCAAGGAUUGAGUGCACAGUUCAUAGUCUUCCCAGAAUGUCUUCUGUGAAUGAGGGUUAAUGCAAUUUGUGUUCUAAGAAAUAACUGACUUCUCUUUAAUGAUUCCUUUCAAAUAUCAUGGUGAAAUAUUGUAUCAAAAUUUUAGAACAUGAUGUUUCUAUAAGAAAACUAUCACAUCUAAUGGUUAAAUAUGCCAAAGGUCUAUUUGCUAAGAUGUUAGUGAUAAAAAUAGACUGUCAAUCAAGAUGAGCUAAUGAAUUCGACUUCAUCAUUUUCAGUAAUGUAGCCUUGGAAAAAAACAUUACACACUCGGUUCCUUGUUCAAGAUGCAUUUUGUAGGAAAUAGUGUGAUGUUUGUUUAUUUUCUUUAGAAACAAUUUUUUGCUGCUGGUCUGUGGUGUAUGAACUUUGCUUGCUUCUCUUGUGAAGGAAACACUAACAAAUCAAACUACAGCAGACCGACCCUUUUAUCUUUGGUUAAACACACUAGUGCCUAUCUGAAGAUAUUGUAAGCACACUGUCUUUUAAUUUGAUAUUAGCUGUGAGACUCUUCCUCUAUACCAAAGUCAGUAUUUAACUUGCAUUCUCUUACAUACGAUGCACAUAUGUUGUAGCCCUUUUUGCCUGGUUCUUCCUGAUUCCUUUAACCAUUUCACAAGUAAUGGUUAACAUUUCCACCUGACAUUCCUCUUCUGUUCCACGUCUUCUGUUGGAUGCAAACUAAGGAGCUCAAUCAGUAAGUUUUUUUUAAAGAGAUGAGUUUAAAUAUAGUGUAUUGUCUUUUUAUAUUUGUUUGAAUCACUAAACUGCCUGUUACCCUUAAGUGCAUUAAAAUCUAUUUACAUUGAA